Molecule: messenger RNA, 5664 nt
Organism: Anas platyrhynchos (mallard)
Lineage: Eukaryota; Metazoa; Chordata; Aves; Anseriformes; Anatidae
Gene: TBC1D14
Product: TBC1 domain family member 14
Biological process (GO): regulation of GTPase activity
Molecular function (GO): small GTPase binding; GTPase activator activity
Source: RefSeq, a predicted model, not a curated record
UGGAGGAGGAGAACGAGGAGGAGGAGGAGGAAGAAGAAGCGAAGGAGGAGGAGGCAGGGAGAGCGGGGAGUCCCGUCAGGAGCUCGGCACCUGUCCCGCCGGCGCAGCCAGGUGCCGUGCCCGCCGCGGGGGCGGGCGCCAUGGGAGGCUCGGCGCUGCCCGCGGAGGGGACCCGGCGGGCGAGGGCUGCGCCGCUUCCCCUCCGCUGAAGCCGCCGCUCCUCCUCGGGGGCCGGCGAGGGGCGAUGGAGCAGCCGCCGGCCGCCUCCUAGUGCCGCAGCGGGGAAGGGGCGGGCAUGGCCCAGCAGGAGCAGAGCGACGGAGGGCAGCGCCGCACCGUUACCACUUGGCCCAAGACAACCGACGUAAAUUUAUCCAACUCCUUAAAUGGUUUGAGCUUGAUGGGAAUUCUGGACGCGAGAGUCGGCAGCGGUAUCCAGGGUCUUCAAAGCUUGAAUUCAAGGGCCCCAAGAUCUCUCUCGUUGCCUGAGUACGGACCUGGUCAGCCCUCCAGUGCUUUAGAAGAUUGCCAUAGCCUUAAAUCCGUGGAUUCCGGAAUUCCAACUCUAGAAAUCGGAAAUCCAGAGCCCGUUCACUGCAGUGUGUUAAAUGUGAAGAGAAAGCAGUCAGAACCUGAGAUUGUGCCUGACAGAGCUUUUCAGAGCGCGUGCACGCUGCCGUCUUAUGUGCCUCCACCUUCUCUGACUUCUGAACACGAUCACGCUGUGCGAAAAUCCUCUACUUUUCCAAGAACUGGGUAUGACACCGUCAAACUUUACAGCCCAACUUCAAAAACUCUGAAUCGAAGCGAUGAUAUCUCUGUCUGCAGUGUUUCCAGUCUUAGCACAGAACUGUCAACGACUUUAUCUGUUAGCAACGAAGACAUUUUGGACUUCGUGGUCACAAGCAGUUCAAGUGCGAUUGUGACUCUUGAGACUGACGAGGCGCACUUCUCGGAUGUUACCCUGAACUCCACUAAGGAGAGCAACGAUCAGAGUCAGCAGGAGUGCUGCCAAGAGACAGACGGGGACAGUAAGCGAAAAAUACUGGGCCCUUUCACUAACUUCUUCGCCAGGAAUUUGUUUACCAGAAAGCAAAGUGCAAGACUUGAAAAACAAAAUGAUGUGGGAUGGAAGUUGUUUGGAAAAGUACCCAUCAGAGAAACCUCACAGAAAGAUCCCAAAAAAAUGCAGAAGGAAUAUGAAGAAAAAACUGGUCGAGCUCACAGACCACUCUCUCCUAAGCAGAAUGUGAGGAAGAAUCUUGAUUUUGAACCACUCUCCACUACAGCACUUAUUUUAGAGGACAGACCAGCGAACCUCCCAGCAAAACCAGCAGAAGAAGCUCAGAAACACAGACAACAGUACGAAGAAAUGGUGGUUCAAGCAAAAAAAAGAGAGCUUAAAGAAGCCCAGAAGAGAAAGAAACAACUGGAGGAGCGCUGUAAGCUGGAGGACAGCAUAGGCAAUGCUGUUUUAACUUGGAACAAUGAAAUCUUGCCCAACUGGGAAACUAUGUGUUGUUCCCGUAAAGUUCGAGAGUUGUGGUGGCAGGGCAUUCCACCGAGCGUGAGAGGCAAAGUCUGGAGCUUGGCAAUUGGCAACGAGUUAAACAUCACCCAUGAACUGUAUGAUAUUUGCCUGGCUCGUGCCAAAGAGAAAUGGCGAUCACUUAGCACAGGAGGGGCUGAAGUAGAAUGUGAAGAUGCUGGAUUUUCUGCAGCUGACAGAGAAGCAAGUUUGGAGUUAAUAAAACUGGAUAUCUCAAGAACGUUUCCUAAUCUCUGUAUAUUCCAGCAGGGGGGUCCUUACCAUGACACGUUGCACAGUAUUUUAGGAGCCUAUACUUGUUACAGACCUGAUGUAGGCUAUGUACAAGGCAUGUCAUUCAUAGCAGCAGUAUUGAUCUUGAACUUGGAUACUGCAGAUGCCUUCAUUGCUUUUUCUAACCUUUUAAAUAAACCCUGUCAGAUGGCGUUUUUCCGUGUGGACCAUGGCCUUAUGUUGACUUACUUUGCUGCAUUUGAGGUAUUCUUUGAAGAAAAUCUGCCAAAGCUAUUUGCUCACUUCAAAAAAAAUAACUUAACUCCAGAUAUCUAUCUUAUUGACUGGAUAUUCACAUUGUACAGCAAAUCUUUGCCACUAGACUUGGCUUGUCGUGUCUGGGACGUGUUCUGCCGUGAUGGAGAAGAGUUCUUAUUUCGUACAGCCCUGGGAAUAUUAAAACUUUUUGAAGAUAUUUUGACCAAAAUGGACUUCAUUCAUAUAGCUCAGUUUUUAACAAAGCUACCAGAGGACUUACCUUCAGAAGAAUUCUUUACAUCUAUUGCUGCCAUUCAGAUGCAAAGUAGAAACAAAAAGUGGGCUCAGAUACUGGCUGCUCUGCAGAAGGAUAACCGGGAAAUGGAAAAAGGAAGCCCUUCCCUCAAACGUUAACUCCGGCUGCCUCCAGGAACUCAGAGGAAAAGAUGGAAAGUGGCAAAAGUAUUGGAUAGUGUUUUGACACGUGUGAGCCUGCAAAUCAAAGUGUUACUUCAGUUCUUUUUCAGUAGUAGGAUAGCCUUAAAGGGGAGAGAGGAAGAGAGAAGGAAAAAAAAAAAGGAGGUGGGGGGUUAAAACCUUUGUAAGUGAAACCUAGGCUUAGCCUUAAACUUUUAGCAGAGUGAGCGUUUGCAGUGGACAGCGAUACACAUCAGGUGUCUGAUGAGGGCAGUAAAACUAAGCACCAUUAAGGUUUCUUUCCUUUUUUUCACUGAUGUUUUAAAAUACCGGGCAUUCAGCACUGUCGGUUGCUUUGAAAGCUAUUCCCUAGUUUUGUUGUUAGGCAGGAUGUGUUUCCCAUACCCCUCACAGGAGCUGGAUCUGGGUUUUAAAUAACUGGUGCUGGAAUUUAUACUUAAACGAUGUAAGGACCAUUUCUUUAGAAAUGCUUCUGGUUUUAUAGGCUGUAGGUCCCAUUUACCAAAGAGAUCAUGUAGACAUAGAACUACAUUCCAUCCUUUAAGGAAAAACGUUAAGUUAACUUGGAAAAGAAGUCAUGCUAGCAGUGUAAAACCAAUUAUUCUUCAAGAUGCCUUGGAAAUCCGUGUUCCAAUCUGGAUGCACGUGGAAAAUGUUCCAUUUUUCCGGCUAGAUCCCAGACUCACCAGGUGUGGGUCUAGCACGGAGCUGGCAUUAUUUCCCAAUUGUACUGUCUUGCCUCUGCUCAAACACGGGGUCACAUACUAGUAACUGUAUGCUUCCAUGUCUCCCUCCUCUGGGCAGUGCUGCUCCAGGGUGUUCCUGCCUACCAGCUACUUAUUGCUGUGCCAUCUGGCCAACUGAUAAAACCGUGGGCUGGGCAGAUGAGAGGUGGUUAAAAGGAAUUUUUAUGGGUACUUGAAACCUAGCUCUGCUCGCUGGCAAAACCGAGGAGGAAGGGCACAGGGGAGGAGUUCCAUAAGCCAACACUGCUGCUGAAAAGAAAAGCUUACAGGGGAUCUCUUGAGGUUGCUGCUGCCAUAGUGGAAAAGCGUAAAUGGAGCUGAACUUGAUGUGGUAAUGAGUAGAAAUUUAUUGGGAAAUGUGUCAGACAAAUACUGUGGGAACAGGUACAGGCUGUCAUUUCCUAGCAUUGAAGCCAGCCUCGAGUAGAGGUGAGCACGUUACAGAGCCAACAGCAGAUGCUCAGUCGUUACUCCGCUCGGGUUCCCUCUGCAUUCAGAUGAAUGUUGAACUGUAAAUCAUGAGUGCCUCUGAUUUACAAGAAUGUUUAUAGUGUAAAAUCUGUUUUAUAAAUAAUGGCUACCAUUGAAAAGGGAAACUAACCGAAGCAAUAUUUGUGUUAACUGUCACCGGGAAUUACUAGCUCCUCCAGCUAUGUGGCCAUAGGCUUCCCAGUGCUUUUCAGUCUGUUUUAUGCUGAGCAUUUUGGCAUUGUCUGAAUAAAAACAUGAGAAUAAUAGUUGCACACUGCUCAAAUCAACCUAGACAGUAAGGGAUGUAAUCAAAAGACUCUCCUUUAGUACAACAUUCUUUCUGUGAGUGGUACUUUGACUGUAACGUUAAAAAAGAAUGAAACAAGGUUUCUUGGUUAACUGUUUGAAGACUCCUAUCACUUUGGAAUACAUGUACUACAAGUGCAGCUUGCAAGUCUGUUACCUCAUUGGCCUUUUUUCCUGUCCACUUCGUGUACCUGGUGUAAUAGACAUAUGUAUUUUUUGUUGGCCAUCUGAAUUUCUCCAAAAGGCUUCUUCUGGGCCAUCGCUUACUGAAAACAGACAUCAGGAUGUUGAUAUGAAAGCCCGUUAAUUCUCCCAGGAUUUGUGUAGGAUCCUUUAAUGAGCGGUACUUGUACGGUACAUUGCUUUGAUGUGCAAUAGAAAGCUGGAAGGUCAGUAAGUGGUUUUUAAUGCUACUUUUACUACAACAAAUACACCUUUUCACAAAGGGUAUGAGAGGCCUAACAUCCCCAACAUUUGCACUAUGCUUUUAAAUGAUUUAUUAAACACAGAGACAACUCUUUACGCAGCAUACGUUUUUUAGGUGGUACUGUAACUGGCUUUGUGAUUUAAGUCCUCCCUGUAACUAGGUGUGUAUUUCUGUUUAAACCAAGUCUCAAAGGAUGGCUCGCUUGUCUGAUUAGAAUAUAUUCUGGAGCCAGUAGGUCUGUUUUAGCCAUCUGCAGCCUGUUCUCGUUUUUUUCUUCUCAGUAACAUGUUGAAUGUAAGAGUGGAAAUGGGCAUAGUUGUGGGAAAAGGCCUGCUGCAACACCUGUGCACUGUUUGUUACUUGCAAACGUAAUUAUUUUGUUCAGUGAUUUGAUCUUUCUGUUUUUAGAAGAUGUAUAUAUUUUCUAAAUGAUUUCUUUGUGUAUAUAAGGUAUGUUCUUUAAUGAAGAAAAGCAAUGCAAUAAGGAGCUUUGCACAGUUUGUUUUCAAACAAAAUGCAUUUGAAAAAAACAAAAUCACCUGCCUGAAGAUGCAAUUGUUUCAACUUGUCAGUACCUUGAUUUGAAAAUAAUGCUUGAAUUUUGAUAAAAACAGAGUUGAGUUGUAAUGGCUUAGAAUUACUUGCCACUGAGCUUUUUAAAUUUCUUGCAGCAUACCAAAUCUCUUGAUUAUUAAGGAGGGUUUCUGUAAUAAAUUCAGGGAUUGCAUAAAAGAUUUUGACAACUUAAUUUUAUUGUUUGGAUGCCUGAGGGCAUCUGUAACGUGAUGCAUGAGAUUUUCUCCCAUUGAACAGGUGUCCCCAUCAAAGCAAACUGUUUUAUGUUCUUCAUGGGUUUAAGGAGAAAUAAAAAUGCUGCAAUACAUCAGAAGGCUGCAACUGUCACUGCACGUGCAGCAGGUGAGAGAAAACAAACAGAAAACUUCAACCAGGUUAGGAAUUCUGUACAACCUGCACUUUAUUGUAAAGCCGUUCCACAACUCCAAUCCGCAAUCAAUCCAUUAACGUAUUUCGUUCAGUACAGACUUUUAUUUGGAGAGGUACCUUAUAACAGCUUCUUUUGAAUGUUUCAAAAACUAGAGUGACAUGUAGAGAACUGUUGAUACAUCCCCUGUACAUCAUGUUCAAAUUGUUUUUAUGUAGUUACAUGUUUUGUUUAGAUACGUGUAUCAAACUGGAACUUUUUCAACUGUAAAUAUAUGGUUUUAUUAAAUAAAGUCAUGUAAAGUUAUCUUAAA